This is a messenger RNA of Kogia breviceps (pygmy sperm whale), 2070 nucleotides long. NCBI's taxonomy places the organism in Eukaryota, Metazoa, Chordata, Mammalia, Artiodactyla, Physeteridae. The record is from RefSeq and is a predicted model, not a curated record.
AUGGAAGUUGUAGUUAUUUUGCCUUGUGAUCCAGAAAUAACCUUUUCAUUUUUCAGAAUUCUCAGUGAAAAUUAUUUGACUGAAUUACGUAAGGACUCAUUUGAAGGCUUGCUAUCCCUCCGGUAUUUAAUUCUCAGUCGUAAUCCUUUGACAACAGUUUAAGAUUCUUAUCUUUUUAAAUUGCCAGCAUUAAAAUAUUUAGACAUGGGAACAACACAAGUGUCACUUAGAACAAUUGAAAGCAUCCUCAUGAUGAACCUUGAAUUGGAAAAACUGAUCUUACCUAGCCGUUUGGCCUGCUGCCUCUGCCAAUUUAAAAAUACUAUUGAGGUUGUCUGGAAGACAGUAAAGCUGCACUGUGACAGUGAAUGCCUGACAGAUAUGACACAUUGUGAUGAAGAAACAUCUAUAAGGAAUGCUGGAGGAUCGUUGAUGAAGGUGUUAGAAGCCCGGAAGAAGCACAACAGCACCGAGCUGUUUAUUGAGUCAGAGAGGGCAUCCUCAGAUAAAAGUGCUGUCAGCUUGUCAGGCUUCAUGAAUGAGCAGCUGGACUUUAAUAAUAACAGCGAUAUUAUCAGUGCACUAAAUUAUAUACUACCAUAUAUCUCAGAGGGAAAUCUAGGAGAUGUGGAAUCAAUAUUAUUACCAUUUAUUCAACUUCUUUUUUCAAACAACAGCCUAGCAGAGAUUGAGAGUACAGAGGAGAAGCUGUUGAGAGUGAACAGGAUCCAAGGCCCAAGGGGCAUACAGAAAAUGCACCUCAAAGCAGUGGGAGAUGAGAGCGUCAGGAGGAAACAGAAUGCCCAGCCAUCUGUGGCGAACACUGCCGAAGAACGAGGGCUCAGGAGGCCAUCCCCAAGAAAGCUGAAACAGUUUCUCAUGGUGCCGAGGCCCAGGAAGCUGGUGGGAAAGUCCUCCAAUGUAGAGUCUUCAUUCAUAAAGGAACCCGAGGCAGCAGGCUCUUCUUCCCUGAAACAGUACUUCAAGGGCAGGCCUUCUGCCUCCAUCCCUCCAAAAUCCCCAUCUGAUGGAAAAAGAAAAUCAAAAGACUUAUCCAACACUAUAUGUGUUUUAGCAGAUGCAAAGGGUACAGUUAGAAAUAUUAAGGCUUUUGUACUAAUCUCACAUUCUGGAAAAAAAUACAUCUUCCAUAAAACUUGGCCUCAUCGGGUCCACAGAAAACCCAAAGUCAAAAGGAGUUGAAAGUUCAGAAAGAAAAGUUCACUCAACAGAAUGAUGCGUGCAAACUUUCCAUUCUCUGUAGUGAUGAGUCUCAUAAAUGAAAAUCCUUCUCCAGAAUUAUUUUCUCUUUCAGACCCUUCUACAGAAAACACUACUUCAGAAAACAAUACUGCACAGAAUGUUUCUGAAGAAAUUAUUUCUACAGGAAACUCUACUCUGCCAGGAGGAACUAGCCUUGGAAACACUACCCAUAGAAACGUCUCCACUGCACAUUCUGCUGUUGCUACUGACAACAGUAUGGCAACUGUUCAACACACCAACGAAACACAUUGGGAGCACAAUAGCACGGGCACUGAAUUCUCCUCUAAGCCCUCAGGCUUCACUUUCCCAGGGCUCACAUCCCCGGGUGAUCAAGUGGAAACUCAGCUAAACCAGCAUCUGUGUUCCCUCAUCCCCAACAAUGACGUGGGAAAGCUCAUUCCUCUAGUUAUCCAGACUUCGAAAAUGGACUGCUCGGAGACCCACGUGCGGCUGGGCUGUGCCAACCUUAUCUCUAGAACAGGCCUCCUGAUGAAGCUUCUCAGCAAGCAGCAAGGAGUAAAGGUGUCCAAAGCAAAAUGGGAUCCGGACCAGUGGAAAGCUGACAACUGUAUCAGUGAGAGCACAGAAGCCCAGAGUGAGCAGAAAGAGCAGGAGUCAAGUGAGCUCACAAAAGAAGUUCCAGGUUAUGGCUAUAACAACAAACUCAUCUUGGCAAUAUCUGUAACUGUAGUAGUGACGAUUUUGGCUACAAUUCUCUGUCUCAUUGAGAUUUAUUCUCAUAGAAUUGCAAAAGAGGAAGAUAAAGAAGCAGAAGCAGAAUUAGCUCCCCAGCCCAAGCUGAGUUAG